Messenger RNA from Nothobranchius furzeri (turquoise killifish), 4215 nucleotides. RefSeq names its product two pore segment channel 1 (gene tpcn1). Gene Ontology annotation, biological process: monoatomic ion transport; transmembrane transport. The record is from RefSeq and is a predicted model, not a curated record. NCBI's taxonomy places the organism in Eukaryota, Metazoa, Chordata, Actinopteri, Cyprinodontiformes, Nothobranchiidae. Gene Ontology annotation, molecular function: voltage-gated channel activity; monoatomic ion channel activity. Gene Ontology annotation, cellular component: lysosomal membrane; endosome membrane.
AAUGAGAGAGAAACUGCUGGUACAGCAGGCCCACACACACACCCCUCCCCUCUCAGCCCCUCCCUGGUGCUCAGUGGCAGACUGUGUGUGUUUUUUGCUGUAAGGACAUGUGGGAGUGGUUUGUAAAUGAAAAGUGUUGGAACAUUUUUGUUACUUCUUCAUUUUGGAAACAAAUGGACACUAAACUCUGAGGGAAAAGGAAGCAUUAUAUUUUGAUGUUUUGGUGUUUUAUUGCUGGUGAUCACAGACGUAUUUUUAGUUUUUCAUACCAGGAGUCAUUAAUGCUGGCUCUGUUUGCGUAUCUGUGAGCAUGACCUCACCGCGUUAUCCACUGGGAGCUUCAGACUUGUUAUUGUUCUGAAACAAAUGGGUGAUUUGAGAGACAUUCAGCAAACUCGUGUUAAAGCAGGGCAGGCUGCUGCUGCUGCUGGGAGAGGAUUUGAUCUUCACACGUAAUAUUGAUUGGCUGCAGGCAACUUUGGACAACACAUAUCUGUGGUUGCAUCUCUGAGACACGUCUGGCUUUUAUUGAAUUUGGGUCCAUGGAGCUGUCAGCCUGAGGCCGAAACAUGUGAUAUAUUAUGUGGGAUGAACAACCAGAUGGAUCUGCAAGGAAGUCAAGUGUGAAGCUGCAAGGAGACAAGUAGAGCAACUAUUUUAGAGCUGUUUACUGAGAGCUGGUUCUGUAAAAUGCAAUCAUAAAAGAAUAGGAUUGCUUCUACUGACUGACUUAAUUCCUAACUUUUGUGUAAUUUAAAUCUGAUCCUACUUUUAUUUGUUUUUCCUCUUUGUUUUUAGAAUUUUUGGUGUUUUCCAUUAUUAUUUUAAAUUAAAUUUUAGUUUCUGUACUAUUUCCUCUUUUGUUUUUUGGUCCAGUUUGGGGAUUCUGUCUGACAGGAAGGACGCAUAAAAGCAACUUUCGUACAAACACAGCUCUUUCUUACUAAAUUAUAGAGUUAGGACCAGAGUCCAAAUAGCGAAGGAGACUAAUGUCAAAGUGUUCUUUCAUCAAUGACGUCGACAUUGACAAUAACGCCUCUUAUCAAAUCUUUUUAUUUUCUUUUUUAACCGCUGAGACAUCCGUAUCUGUGUGGACCGUAUCUGGACUGCCCUCGUGACUCUGUCUCUGGUGUUCCCAUCAGGCCUGAGUGGAAUGUUUUCCCAUCUGUGUCUCCAGAUGUGUGUGAAUGUUGCAAAGAGAGCAGUGCACUGUGAAAGACACACACACACCUCUGGUGGUGUGUGAGCAUCAGGGACCUUGAUACUUUCACACAGCUGAGGCGCGCGGAACAAUUGUGAUCAAUGGAGACCUCCUGCAGCCCACCGACUGGUUUCCAUGACCAUCAGUCCUGUAACGAGAGCCCAGUAAUGAUUUCCUCAUAUUCCUUACAGUUAGAGCUAGACAGUGGUGAUGGAGGAGGUAAUUAUGACAUCGUUAACAACGCUGUGGUUUCAACCCCCGGGCCACAAAACUCCAGAACCCAAAAUGCCUCAUUGAGGCAAAGCUGGGAGAUGAACUACCAGGAAGCAGCUAUAUAUCUGCAGGAAGGAGAGAACAAUGACAAGUUCUUCACGCACCCGCGGAACCCCAAGGCUCUCGCGGCGUACCUGUUUGCCCACAACCACCUGUUCUACAUGAUGGAGCUGGUGACAGGCCUGAUGCUGCUGAUGCUUUCGCUGUGCGAGGCUCCUGCCGUCCCCACGCUGCGCCUGGAUGUCUACAUUCAUGCCACUCUGGAGCUCCUGGCUUUGACUCUGGUGGGUUUUGAGCUCUGCAUGAAACUCCGCUGGCUCGGCUUCCACACGUUCAUCCGACACAGGAGGACGAUGGUGAAGACUUCCGUGUUGCUGCUGCAGUUUGUGGAGGCCAUCGUAGUUCUGGUCAGACAAACGUCUCACUUGCGAGUGACCCGAGCACUCAGACCCAUAUUCCUGGUGGACUGUAGAUACUGUGGGGCGGUGCGGAGAAACUUGCGUCAGAUCUUCCAGUCCCUUCCAUCUUUUAUUGACAUACUCCUCCUGCUGCUUUUCUUCAUGGUUAUUUUUGCCAUUUUGGGUUUCUGCCUCUUUUCUACAAAUUCUGCCGACCCGUUCUUCAAAACUCUUGAGGACAGCCUCGUCAGCCUGUUCGUGCUGCUGACCACAGCAAAUUUCCCUGAUGUGAUGAUGCCAGCGUACGCCAAGAACCGCUGGUCUUGUGUUUUCUUCAUAGUUUACCUCUCCAUAGAGCUCUACUUCAUCAUGAACCUGCUCCUGGCGGUGGUGUUUGAUACGUUUAACGACGUUGAGAAGAUGAAGUUUAAGUCUCUUUUGCUGCACAAACGCUCUGCUAUUGACCACGCCUUCCAGCUGUUGGUCAGCCGACAGAGGCCGAUGGGUGUGUCCCUAAAACAGUUUGACGGUCUGAUGCGUUUUUACAGACCACGCAUGUCUGCAAGAGAGCGCUUCCUCACUUUUAAAGCCCUGAACACAUCAGGAGCUCCGAUGCUCAGUCUUCAGGACUUUUAUAAGUUUUAUGAGGUCAUUGGCCUUAAAUGGAAGACACGACGGAGCCGUGAACACUGGUUUGAUGACCUCCCUCACACAGCCUUCCUCAUUUUUAAGGGAAUCUACCUGCUUGUGAAGUCGAAGGCCUUCCAGUACGCCAUGUAUGUGGUCGUGGCCGUCAAUGCUGUGUGGAUCCUUGUGGAGACGUUCACACUGGAGAGUGGAUAUUCUUGGUCCAAAUUUGUUCCCUUGAGUUACAUUAUUUUCCUGACGAUCUACGGUAUUGAAGUGUUGUUGAAGAUAACUGGUUUGGGUCCCAUGGCUUAUUUCAGCUCUGGGUGGAAUCUGUUCGAUUUCUCCGUGACCGCGUUCGCCUUCCUCGGGCUGAUCGCUCUCGUCUUCAACAUGGAGCCCUUCUACUUCAUCGUAGUUCUCAGACCCUUCCAGCUGCUCCGGCUAUUUAAGAUAAAGCAGCGGUAUCGGAACGUGUUGGACACCAUGUUUGAGCUCUUCCCCAGGAUGGCGAGUCUGGGACUGACUCUGAUCAUCUUUUAUUAUUCCUUUGCCAUUGUGGGAAUGGAGUUCUUUGCAGAUGUAGUUUACCCCAACUGCUGCAACACCAGCACCGUGGCAAACUCCUACAGGCAGAUCAACAUCACUGAAGGCAACAGAACGGUGUUGGAGGAAGGCUACUAUUAUCUCAAUAACUUCAACAACAUCCUCAGCAGCUUUGUGACCCUGUUCGAGCUGACCGUGGUCAACAACUGGUACAUCACCAUGGAAGGAGUGACGUCCAUGACGAGCCACUGGAGCCGUUUGUACUUCAUGACUUUCUACAUCGUUACCAUGGUGGUGAUGACCAUCAUUGUAGCUUUUAUUCUGGAUGCGUUUGUGUUCCGUAUGAACUACAGCCGCAAGAACCGGGAACAGGUGGAUAAUCCAGAGGAUGAGAACGGGAUCGUGUUUGAUGUAGAAGUGAAGCAAGAUGAAGCUCUGGCCACUCUGGAUUUGUACAAACAGAUGUCCCCUGGGCCGUCCUCGCUCAGCUCGCUGGUUCGAGUACUACAGUCUAUGGACAGGAGCGGGCACACGUCUCUGCUGUACCUGGGUCGCAGGUCAAGGACAAAAAGCGACCUCAGUAUGAAAAUGUACGAGGAAGAGAUCCAGGAGUGGUACUCGGAGUACUCCAGGAAAAACCUGCCUCAGCUGGAUCAGAGCCUGAGAACAGUAGGCGGAAGUUUCGGCUCCGACUCGUGUUCGUUGUCAGAACCUGAGCAGAACUCUCUGAGUGAUCAGCACAGCAUUAACUAGCAUGUUCUCAUCACCCGAAGAGAAGAAACUCGAGCACUUUCAAUUCUCAGACACUCACAACCGUCAGUGGGGUGAACAACAAACCGGAUCUCCCGGAGUGUUGGAGUCGCAGCACAAGCUACCAGAAAGCAUCUACUAGCACCAUCUGUCGUGUACUUGUUCUUCUGCAGGGCCUGUGUUAUUAUAAAUCCUGUAUUUAAACCCGAUGCCUUAGUUUAACGGCCUACCUGACCAGUAUUAACACGGAUCUGUACUAGUUAAAGAAUAAAAAAUAAACACUUAACACUCCUUUUCGCUCAUUCCAGCAAAUUUACAGUGUAAAGUUUCUCCUAGUGGUCUCAGCAGACUGAGUAUUUUACAUAUGACUUCUCAUUCUGUAACACGAGAAGGUUUUAAUAAACUAUUCUAAUAGUCAAA